CUGACAUUUCAAUCCUCAAAUCUUAAAUUAAUGUAUUGAAUGAAAUGAUAUUCAAUCUUCCUGCUGUUUGUUUUCUCUGAGGUAGCUGAUUUUUAUACUUGUGUUUGGACAGAACGAGAGAGCCAUGACAGCAGGGAUAUUAGACACAAUUCCAACGAAGGAUGAUUAUUAUUAUGAUGAUAGCAAAACCCCUCCAACUCAGUCCUCAUUUGGCCAACCACCGGAUACAUCAGCCAGUUCACAAGGGGACUACAUACUCCUUGUGGUCAAUGUGGUCAUCUUACUGCUGGGGGUUUGUGGGAAUGGGGUGGUCAUCUGGAUAGCUGGUCUCAAGGUGAAAAAGACGGUCAACACCACCUGGUACCUCAGCCUGGCCAUCUCCGACUUCAUAUUCUGUGCCUGUCUCCCCUUCAACAUAAUCUACAUGGUAACAAAGGAGUGGAUCUUAGGGCACUUCAUGUGCAAGUUCACCUCUUUUGUGAUGUUCCUCAACAUGUUCAGUAGCAUCUUCCUCCUGGUCGUCAUCAGUGUUGACCGUUAUCUACUUGUCGUAUUCCCAGUUUGGGCCCAGAACCAGCGAACCGUGAGGAGGGCCUCUGCAGUUGUGGUUCUUGCCUGGGCCGUCUCUGUUGCACUGAGCAUUCCCUCCACAGUGUUUCGUCAGGUAACCACAGAUGGCAUAAAGUGCUUUAAUUAUUACCCACACCCAAACAGUCACAUAACUGUAGCUGUCAGUCGAUUUAUCAGUGGCUUUGUGCUCCCGCUCCUCAUCAUCAUCUUCUGCUACUCUGUCCUCAUCCUGCGACUGAGGACCAACAGGAUGACCAGGUCCUCCAAACCCUUCAGAGUCCUGACUGCACUGAUAGCCAUGUUUUUCAUCAGCUGGCUUCCAUACCACGUCUUCAUCCUUCUGGAACUUAAAGCCCACGAUCAAACUUCUCUAACUGUUAGUCAUGAAGGGCUAAAUAUAUCUGUGACUCUGGCUAGUGCAAACAGUUGCCUGAACCCAUUUCUGUAUGCAUUCAUGGGCAAAGACUUCAAGCGGAAAUGCUGGAACUCUUUCCUUUCUAAGAUUGAAAAUGCUUUUGAUGAGGAGGAACGCUCUUCAAGGAGUAGAGGGACCUCUUUCUCCCAGGCUGAUUCAAAAGUUUAUACAAAUGUCUGAUUGCCUUUCAACAAAUAUUGUAAAACAGGGCAAACUUAUGCCCCUUUUAAGUAUAUUUUAUAUAUUUCCAAUACAAUAACCCAUUAAGUUCACAUAUUAAGGUCCAUAGUUGUGACAAUAUAAUAUUUGCUCUGUCUUAGCCAACUGUUAUGCAAACUAUGCAAAUGUUUUAACCCUGAGGAAACAACUAAUUUCAAGUUAUUUCCUGUAACACCCACUCAAUUGUGGUAACGGUAUUGUUCAAAUGUAGUUGAAUGUAAUUUUUAUCACCAUUCAAGUAAAAUAAGCAACAAUAUUGUACUGUAUUGUUCUGCAUUUCCUGCCAUGCAUCACCAAUCUUUUGGUUGACAGGUUUUUGUGUAAUCAGAUUUGUACCAUGAAAUGUAAUUCAGCCCACCGUGCCAACAUUCAUCUGUCAGGUCAUCUGCUGUGACACUGAAAGGUCAAGUGUAAUUACAUAUCCUAUAGAGGAGCUGAGAAUCUUAUUGAAGAGCCCUGUGUUUAUACUUCACAAAACCGCUGUUUGUCAACAAUUAUUUUGGAUGAACGUGAAGCCUUUGGAACUUCAUACUGUACUAAUAUCUCUUACAAAUUGUGAAAUAGCUUUUUUCACAUGUUAAGCUCAAACUUUCUCAUGUGAAUCCAUAUGUUCACAUGUAUUACAUUUAGAGAUAACAAGUUAACACCACCUUUCACAUGUGAGGAGAAUAACGUGUUUUCUCCUCCCAUGAAUUGCAAGUUUACAUGUAAAAAACAUUCACAUUUGCAGUUACACAUGUAAGAAUCAUUCACAUUGUGUAAUUGCAAGGUCACAUAUGGGGCUGAAAUAGUGUUAUUCCCCUCCCAUGUGAAACAGUGGUGUUCACAUGUUGCAGUAGCAAUUUUUCCACAUGGGGAAUUGCAAAUUAUGUAAUGCCAUUCUACUUUAAUUAAGUAAUAAUUAAAGUGCAUAAAAAUGAAUUAUGGUGCCAUCCACUUCAUUUGUUUUCCUCCAUGGUGUUGCAUUGAUACAUGUAUAUUUAGUACUACCACGAGGAGGAGGCAUUCGGAGUGUUUCUGCUGCAGGCGCACGCUCUAUUCAUACGUUGGUCCGUGGCUGUUGGAAGUAGUCCGGUGAAAAGAACCGAGAAGCUAGUUAGCUAGCAGUGUCUCCUUAUUUUUAAUAUCCUGUGUUCCGGUUUGUAUGCAUGGUUACGUUUUCAAAAUCUAGAGAGAAAAUGUUUAACUGAACUGUAAUGAGUUUUUGGGUCAUUUUGAUGUAUCAUUUAAUUGUUUUGACCAAUUGGAAAACAAGUGAGAUUUUUUUCCAUGAACAUGAGCGUAGCGAAGCUAAAUAACUAGCUAGCUAAAUCACUUUUGUAUGCAAGUCAAUGGUAACAUGUUGGCAUCUCAGAUGAUUUAAAAAAAUAUAUUUGAUACUUUUCAGAUCUCUUAAAUUGUAAAAAUGUUCACAAACAAGGGCUCAUAUUGAGGGUAUUUGCAUGUGUACAUAUGAACCACGCUAAUUAUAUGUAUUUUAGAAUGUCAUUU
Salvelinus namaycush (lake trout) is the source of this 2695-nucleotide messenger RNA. RefSeq names its product C3a anaphylatoxin chemotactic receptor-like. Gene Ontology annotation, molecular function: G protein-coupled receptor activity; complement receptor activity. The transcript has a single exon. Gene Ontology annotation, biological process: positive regulation of macrophage chemotaxis; regulation of calcium-mediated signaling; chemotaxis. The coding region runs from base 125 to 1165 and encodes 346 amino acids. Lineage: Eukaryota; Metazoa; Chordata; Actinopteri; Salmoniformes; Salmonidae. The record is from RefSeq and is a predicted model, not a curated record. Gene Ontology annotation, cellular component: plasma membrane.